AGUGUAACACUCAACACUCACGUGGUUGUGCAUAUAAACAAAUGUUGCGUUUAAAAGACCAUAUAGUCUAAAUGAGUGUCGUUAACACCUAUAGGAAUACAAAAUGAGUUCAUAUGGUAGUUGGUGCACUUUUAACUUCACUUAUAGAAGUCGCCGGUUUGAUGAUGUAUUUCAGACUGUCUGAUCGACAGUAAAUAGUUUUGAUCUUGGUGAGGUAAAGACAUUUUUGUGGUUAUGGCCUGUAAUGAUGAUGUCUGGCAGAUAGCAGGACGCCGCAAAGGCGCUGCCCGAAGAGGAAAACCACCCUUAAAUCCAAAACCAGACUCUUCUCAGGUCCAUGACAUCAAACUGGACAAGCAGAGGAUAAUCAAUGCCAUGAAUGACCUGAGAGGAGAAAACUUCUGUCUGGAAUGGAGAGAUCUGCUGUCAGAGCAUCUUCUUUCCAAUGCUUCAGCAUCCUCGGAGAAAAUUAAAGAUGUGCCUCUUCAACAUUGUGUGUGUUACGGUUUGGGUAACUUUGCCUCUUGUGUAUCUGCCCGAUACCAACUUGCAAUGUUGUUACUGCUUCUAGAUACUCUCCAGAUUCCAGUGGGCAGUUGUUGUGUGUAUGAUCCUGUGUUUUCUGUGUCCGAGUGUGAUGCUCUCCGAGAGUUCGGCUUCACUGUGCUCACCGAGAAUGAGGAGGGGAAACGAGCGGUGUGUGAACCGACCCUGUUCUACUUGAUGCAUUGUGGGAAGGCUCUAUAUAACAACCUACUGUGGAGAAACUGGUCGCCCUGGGCACUGCCAAAUAUCAUUAUUAUUGGCAACAGUUUUCAUGGCAUUCAAGAAAGGAUGCUUCAGAGAGAGUUUCAAGGAGACUACAGCUUCCUUUCAAAUGUGAUAAGUGUGUGCGAUGAGACGUCUCUGCCCUGCUCACCGCGCUUCCUGGAUGUGUUUAAUGACACUGCGCUCAUUCGGUUCCCUCCUGAAAAUCUGAACAAACUAGCAGACACCACGUGGAUUGAGCCUUUAGAGCCGCUGUACCAACACUGCAAAGAUCUUGAGAUCAUCCAGAGAAAGAAAUCCUGCUGAGGAAUAAACUUUCACUACUUUAAAUAUUUAACAAGACUCCUGUUGAUUAUUUGUUACACUACAAGAAAAUAUAAUUUUCUGUUUCUCUUACACACAAAAAUCAGCCACAACAUUAAAACCACCUGCC
This is a messenger RNA of Xyrauchen texanus (razorback sucker), 1201 nucleotides long. RefSeq names its product SRR1 domain containing (gene srrd). Lineage: Eukaryota; Metazoa; Chordata; Actinopteri; Cypriniformes; Catostomidae. The record is from RefSeq and is a predicted model, not a curated record. Bases 235 to 1074 code for a protein of 279 amino acids. The transcript has 7 exons. Gene Ontology annotation, biological process: microtubule-based process. Gene Ontology annotation, cellular component: nucleus; cytoplasm.